GCAGAGUCUCGUCCCAGACACGCUACCCGUCUCAUCUCCCAUCCAUCCAUCCACUCCACCACCGUCUCAACUUGCCUCACUUUCACCCAAUACUCUCCAAGAAAGGGGCCGACCGAGACUGGACAAAGUUGGGAUAAGAGUGAAGAAGAAUUGAGAAGAGAUUUUAUUGAGAAGAAAUUUAUUUUAGUGGAGUUUCGGAAACUUUUCAAAAUACGGAAUUGAUCAGAAAUAUAUAUUCGUAAAUAAACUAGGAUUUUAAGAUUUAGAAUGCAUCCCAAAGCAUCGUCACCUUCCUCUCAGACGUCGACGUGCAUCCAUUGGUCGUCGUCAUCGUCGAUGCCACCCAUGUCGAAAGUCCUGCUCGUGACGUUGGCCAUGCUGACGCUGUACAGCGUGCUGGUCAGUGGGGCUGGCUAUUUGGGUCCGCGCUACGGCAAGAGGCUGCCACUCCCGAUGCAAGGUGGAGAAGUGAGUCGAAUCGUGGGACGUUCCUCCGGACCAAGAACGAUACAAUCCCGUUCUCAAGCCAGGUUUUAUGCUGGCAGCCGAUACGGUGGGAAGCGCAGUUAUUGGCCCAGUUUGAUGCAGAGUGAUGUCGAUUCAUCACUUGAUUCCGGAGCUAAUAAUGCAUCCCCGUACGAUUGCGUUUACUUGCCGUACGUCGGAAUUCGGUGUGGCGUUCUCAGGUCUGAAUCAGCAUUCAGUUCUGGCGGAAGUGACCACGACCCCGCGGAAGACAUGGAAAUGUCGCCGUCUUCUUCUUCAUACGGCGGGGGGUCACCUUCCCUCACCCGAACCAGCAUUAUCGACACCGUUCCCUCGUCCGGAUCCGGCAGCUCGGAUAACUAACUUAUCAAUCUGUCAAAAAUUUCAAAAAAUGCAUUUUUUCAUAAAAAAAUAUUCAAAAAAA
Molecule: messenger RNA, 910 nt
Organism: Folsomia candida
Lineage: Eukaryota; Metazoa; Arthropoda; Collembola; Entomobryomorpha; Isotomidae
Exons: 5
Coding region: 268-849 (193 amino acids)
Source: RefSeq, a predicted model, not a curated record